AUGGUAACGCUCUCAACGACAGUGAGCUCAGCAGCGCUGGCGCUGGCUCGCAAUGAGAGUCAAGGUUCUGUUGUCGAGUUCGGCGUGAAGCCGGUGAGCAGAGGGUGCGAGGCCGCGGAUGCCGGGUUGAAGAAGGCCGCGAGGGCCAAGCUGAAGAUAAGGAAGAAGCCCCUGGGAACAAGGCGUCGGAAGCAGUUCUCAGAGAUGCUUCGGGCGGCCAUGCUCGCGCAGUACCAGUGGACCGUCGGCGAGUGCGCCAAGGGAGCAUCUUGCAACGCUACGGCAGACCGUUUUCAUGGCAUUGUAGCGAGGCCCCAUAGUGACAUCGGUUCAGCCGCAGACACGCAGACUGUAGCACAGAUCCUGACAGAGCUUGCCGGCUGUGUGCACAAUGGAGCCGAGUAUCACGUAGAAGCGGAGCUGUCAGCUAACUUGGCUACUACCACUCGCGCCAUCGAACAGUCGCCAGAUGAUGACAUCUAUUACCCGAUGUACGGCAAGUACUACAGCACCAAGCAAGUGACUGUUACAACUGACUAUGCAACCACGACUAGGUUCGGGUCAACGACCGCCGUAAUUCUCCUCGUGGUCCAGAGUACCGUGUUCUCUGGCUCAGCAGAUCUCGUGGGUCACUUGAAGGCACCCGACAAGGAGACAUUCAAAGACUUCUGCCCAAAGGAUGAGUUUGGCAAGCGGCCCAUUGGUACUGAUCCUCGAGGCCUGUGCUUUUUCUAUGCAUUGAAGGGCGCAACCUAG
This is a messenger RNA of Phytophthora sojae, 756 nucleotides long. RefSeq lists its product as hypothetical. NCBI's taxonomy places the organism in Eukaryota, Oomycota, Peronosporomycetes, Peronosporales, Peronosporaceae. The record is from RefSeq and is a predicted model, not a curated record. Bases 1 to 756 code for a protein of 251 amino acids. The transcript has 5 exons.